GGGCUCUGACAUUCCACUGACUGCAGGCAUUAUUUUUGUUCUGGACCUUGAAGUCCAGUCCUUACCCCUCGUCCUGACUACCUCUUUCUUUGCUGGCUUCAUCAUUGCUGUAUUUUUCUGCUAUUCAUCCACUUGAUAGCUAUUCCAUUUGCUGCCAUUCAUUUGGGCCCUGACACUGUCCUGUUUAAUUACACUCAGAAACGUGCAGUAAAAAACAAAAUUAGAAGACACCCAUGAUGUCUUUACCUUUCUACCAAAGACACCAUGAGCACUAUGACCGUGCGUACCGCCAUAAAGCACUGCAGUCCACUGUAAGCCAGUACCAAAAGGAAACAAAGAGCAAAUCCGCGGUCUAUGCUCAAGGAUCUGCAGCUUACGCUAGGGGCUCUGCAGCUUAUCGCCAUGCAUCUGCAGCAGACUUCAGCCUUGACUCUUCAGCAGCAUAUAGUCAUGGCUCUUCAGCCUAUGACCUUGAGUCGGCAGCGUACAGCUAUGGAUCUACAGCCUAUGAUCACUCUGCUGCACAAAGUAAAAGAUCUGCUGCCUACAGUCUUGACUCUGAAUCCCUCAGCCAGAGCUCAGCUGCCUACAGACAUGGAUCCGAAUCCAUCAACAAGCUGGCUGCAGCCUACAGGCUGGGAUCUGAAGCCUACAGUCUCGGACUGAAAGAUUCCAGUUUAAUGAUUGAAGACCAAUCCUAUAAGAUGAGUCCCAAAGCAAAGAGAGCAAAACAGAAUUUGUUAUCUGAGGACAAAGAGAACGAAGCCAUAGACUACUCAGUGCCCAUAUUCACAGGACGAGAAGUGAGUAUCAGUGGGAUCACAGACACGGAAGAAGAAAGAAUUAAAGAAAGUGCUGCAUAUGUUGCCAAGAGGAACCUUUUUGCCACAGGUGAAGGAGUUAGUGCCAGAAAAGUGGCCAAGUCAACUUCUGAAGAGGAACAUCAUGAAAAAAAAUCAAGGAAAGUAGCAAUCCGGGAGUCUGCUGAACGUGUGGCCCUGAAGAAAACGCUAGAAGAGACUCAGGCAUUCCACAAAAAGUUGAAUCAAGAUAAACUUUUACAUGCUCCUGAGUUUAUUAUUGAGCCUCGUUCCCACACUAUCUGGGAAAAGCAAAAUGUCAAAUUUCAUUGUUCCGUGGCUGGCUGGCCAGCACCCCAUGUUACAUGGUACAAAAACAAUGUGCCCAUCAAUGUACAGACCCACCCUGGCAAGUAUAUCAUUGCAAGUCGAUAUGGGCUGCACUCACUGGAAAUUAGCACAUGUGAUUUUGACGACACUGCUCAGUAUCGGGCCUCUGCUAUGAAUGUUAAAGGAGAAAUUUCGGCUUAUGCUUCCCUCGUGGUAAAGAGGUACAAAGGAGAGAUUGAUGCAAGUCUUUUGUACGCUGGAACUGUUUCCAUGCCUCUGGGCCUUGGCGUUACCCCUCAUGGCUAUGCUUCCAGGUUUGAAAUCAGUUUUGUUGACAAGUUUGAUGUAGCCUUUGGGAGAGAAGGUGAGACAAUGAGCCUGGGCUGCACAGUUGUCAUCAGUCCUGAUAUCAAGCGCUUCAAACCAGACAUCGAAUGGUACAGAAAUGGUAUUCUUAUCACACCAUCCAAAUGGGUCCAGAUGCACUGGAGCGGGGAGCGAGCUUCAUUAACACUGACUCAUGCAAACAAGGAAGAUGAAGGUCUUUACACUCUACGAGUGGUGAUGGGAGACUACUAUGAAGAGUACAGUAGUUAUGUCUUUGUUCGAGAUGCUGAUGCUGAAAUCCCCGGAGCCCCUGGUGCACCACUGGACGUGCAGUGCUUAGAUGCCAACAAAGAUUAUGUCAUUGUCUCCUGGAAGCAGCCUGCUGUUGAUGGAGGAAAUCCCAUCCUCGGAUAUUUCAUUGACAGGUGUGAGGUUGGCACCAGCCACUGGACCCAGUGCAAUGAGACUCCUGUGAAGUUUGCUCGUUUUCCUGUCACUGGUCUGAUUGAAGGCCGUUCCUACAUUUUCCGAGUCCGAGCUGUGAACAAAGCUGGCAUUAGCCUACCAUCCCGGGUGUCAGAGCCCGUGGCUGCUCUGGAUCCCGCUGACAGAGCCAGGCUUAGAAGUCACCCUUCUGCUCCCUGGACUGGACAGAUUAUUGUCACUGAGGAAGAACCUGCAGAGGGUGUUGUUCCUGGUCCACCUACAGACCUCCAAGUUAUUGAAGCCACCAAGAACUAUGUUGUGCUUAGCUGGAAACCUCCUGGACAGCGGGGCCACGAGGGUAUCAUGUACUUUGUGGAAAAGUGCGUUGCCGGCACAGAGGACUGGCAAAGGGUGAACACCGAGAUCCCUGUGAAGUCUCCUCGCUUUGCAGUUUUUGAUUUGGCUGAAGGCAAAUCCUACUGCUUCCGAGUUCGCUGUUGCAAUUCAGCUGGAAUUGGUGAACCUUCAGAAGCAACUGAAGCCACUGUGGUGGACGACAAACUCGAUAUUCCCAAAGCUCCUGGGCGUAUUAUGCCAACUAGGAAUACAGAUACCUCAGUUGUUGUCACUUGGACAGAGCCCCCAGAUGCCAAGGAGCUGGUUGGAUACUACAUUGAGUCAAGUGUAGUUGGAUCUGGUCGUUGGGAACCAUGCAACAACAAUCCAGUGAAAGGCACAAGAUUCAUAUGCCAUGGGCUCAUCAACGGUGAGAAGUACAUUUUCAGAGUCAGAGCUGUUAAUGCAGCGGGACUCAGUGAAUUUUCACAGGAUUCGGAACCUAUAGAAGUGCAAGCAGCCAUUGGGGGAGGAUUGCUUCAUGGUGUGUGUCCUGAACUGAGUGGUAAAGCUGGUGGACUAACAGACCGCACUACCAGCUGGGAAGGCAUGCAUGAGUCCUCCCAGCCUAUUUUUGACACAGAUGCUUUGCUAAAAUGCAAUGCUAAAUUUAAUAGAGACACAUUACCCAGUAGCUCUGGCAAACUGGGGACUACAGGAGACAAUAACAUGAGAGAAAUGGUUAAGGACGCUGUCACAUCUGCACCACAAAAAUUUGCUGCUAAGCAGGCAAGUAAGUCUCGACCCGGGGAUCUUUUGACACUGGAAAAAGUGACAAAGAAGAAAGAUACAGCUGCUCCAUCUCCACCUUAUGACAUCAUGGUACUUGAGAGUGUUCGUGACUCGAUGGUAUUAGGAUGGAAACAACCUAAAGUCACUGGUGGAACUGAAAUUACUGGCUACUACGUGAACUAUCGUGAAGUGGUUAAUGGAGUUCCUGGGAAAUGGAUGGAGGCCAACAUUAAGGCCAUUACUGAGAGGGCAUACAGGAUUCAAAACCUGAAGGAAAACAUGGUGUACCAGUUCCAGGUGGCUGCUGCUAACCUGGCUGGGGUUGGGACACCCUCCCUACCCAGCCAGCCCUUCAAAUGUGAAGAAUGGACCAUUGCUGUACCUGGGCCACCCCAUGAUGUCGCAUGCACAGAAGUUAGGAAGGACUCUUUGGUUUUACUGUGGAAGGAACCAGUUUAUACUGGUCGUAGUCCCAUAGCUGGUUAUUAUGUUGAUAUGAAGGAAACCAAAGCAAAGGAGGAACAUUGGAGAAGUGUCAAUGAGAAGCCACUUCAAAAGAAAUUCUUGAAGAUAGGUGGCCUAAAAGAAGGUGUGAGCUAUGUGUUUCGUGUGCGGGCGACAAACCAGGCUGGUGUUGGGAAACCAUCAGAUGUCACAGAUCCUGUCAUAGCUGAAACACGACCAGGAACCAAGGAAGUGGUGGUUGAUGUAGAUGACAAUGGAGUAAUUUCCUUGAACUUUGAAUGUGAUCAGAUGUCUCCAAACUCUAAGUUUGUUUGGUCUAAGAAUUAUGAACCAAUUGAGGAUGACUCUCGACUGAACAUCGAUACCAAAGGCGGAAAGUCAAAAGCUACCUUUAAGGAUCUUGGAGAAGAUGAUUUGGGAAUUUACUCUUGUGUUGUUACAGACACUGAUGGAGUUUCAGCAAGCCACACAAUUGAUGAGGAAGAAAUGAAACGCCUACUUGCCUUGAGCCACGAACGCAAAUUCCCAACUGUCCCACUUGCCUCUGAGUUGGCAGUGGAAAUUUUGGAAAAAGGACAAGUAAGAUUCUGGUUGCAAGCUGAAAAACUGUCUGGCAAUGCAAAGGCCAACUUUGUAUUUAAUGAUAAAGAGAUUUUCAAUGGAGAGAAAUAUAAAAUGAAGGUGGACCAGAAGACUGGCCUUGUUGAAAUGAUUAUGGAUAAACUUGAGGACAAGGAUGAAGGGACUUAUACUUUCCAACUGCAGGAUGGAAAAGCAACCAAUCAAUCCAGCCUUGUCCUCAUUGGUGAUGUAUUCAAGAAGCUGCAGGAUGAAGCAGAUUUCCAGAGAAAAGAGUGGCACAGGAAACAAGGUCCUCAUUUUGUGGAUAAACUGGGAUGGGAAGUUACCGAUGACUGUAAUGUGAUGUUGAAAUGUAAGGUGGCUAAUAUUAAGAAGGAAACACACAUUGUAUGGUACAAAGAUGACAGAGAGAUAAUGGUAGAUGAAGAACAUGACUUUAAAGAUGGCGUGUGUACUCUGCUGAUAUCAGAGUUUUCUAAGAAAGAUGCUGGCACUUAUGAAGUCAUACUGAAGGACGACAGAGGAAAGGACUCCAGUGAGCUAAAGCUUACGGACACAGCUUUUGCAGAUUUGAUGAAUGAAGUAUGCAGAAGGAUUGCUUUAUCUGCGACAGACCUGAAAAUCCAGAGCACAGCUGAGGGUAUCAGACUGUACUCCUAUGUUACUUAUUAUGUGGAAGAUCUGAGAGUAGGCUGGGUGCACAACGAUACCCAGAUUAGGUUUACAGACCGAGUGAAGACUGGUGUCACCGGGGAGCAGAUCUGGUUGCAGAUCAAUGAGCCAACUCCACAGGACAAAGGCAAAUACACAAUGGAACUCUUUGAUGGUAAAACAGGACACAAAAAGACAAUAGAUCUUUCUGGACAAGCAUUUGAUGAAGCCUUUGCUGAGUUCCAGAGAUUAAAGCAAGCUGCGAUUGCAGAGAAAAAUCGUGCACGGGUACUUGGAGGUUUGCCCGAUGUUGUCACCAUCCAGGAGGGCAAGGCGCUUAAUCUUUCUUGCACUGUCUGGGGAGAUCCUACCCCUGAGGUCUCAUGGCUGAAGAAUGAAAAAUCGUUUGUAUCAGAUGCUAAUUGCAUCCUGAAAUUUGAAUCUGGAAAAAACGUCAGCUUUACCAUUUCUACUGUGUCCACGCUCGACUCUGGGAAAUACAGCAUUGUGGUGAAGAACAAGUAUGGCACAGAGACCAGCGAUGUCACUGUAAGUGUGUUCAUACCUGAGGAAGAGAGACAGCCUGAGCAAGAGAAAAAGAAAGAAGAUAAGAAAACGAAAGCGUGAAUUUAAGACUAGGAAACGGAAGUAUGGGGGAGAUUUUGGUUGACAGGCAGACAUAAUCUGUGUGUGUAAAUGGUUUUCUGCUUUAGCAGGCGGUCUUGGAGUUUUCCAUUCACUUCACUUUUGCUUCUAAUACACUUAAUUGUGCCACGGAAAACAGGGCCUUCCCUAAAUAUGUUCGUACUGCUAACUUCAUAGACCCGAGUUGUAGCAUCUUCAGCCAGGCCAAAUGCAUGCUGGCUGUAAACACAGGUCCGCCAUUUGACCCUCUUCCUGGAGCACUUGGCCAUACAACAAAAAUGGAAAGGGUGAAGAACCAUUUCGGUGGAGGCAACUAAUGAGGUAGAUGGAAAGAUAAAAAAUGAUUGAGGCAUUUUUGAGCAGCAGUUUAGAUUUGUUCCAACUUUGGUAAAGUAGCAUAGAUGGAAUGUGUUAGAGAAUUAAAUCAUGGAGAAAUCAGUGCUGUUUUUUGUCUACAUUAAGGCCCCUUUGUAUUGCUGUGUUAAUUUAAAGAGGCCUUAACAUGGGUGUCAUUUACAUCCAUAAAUAUUGUUUAAUCUGCCCAGUUGGGGUAAAAGUACUGUAACAUAAAUGAAAAUUAAGCUUAGGAGGCCAGAAUACCAAUGUGUGUGUGUCUGCAAAAAUGUAUGAACUCUCCUCUAUGUUCACAAAUAAACUGAAUUCACUUCUUUCCUUCCAUCACA
Aptenodytes forsteri (emperor penguin) is the source of this 6037-nucleotide messenger RNA. It is a transcript of the gene MYOM1, whose product is annotated as myomesin 1. Lineage: Eukaryota; Metazoa; Chordata; Aves; Sphenisciformes; Spheniscidae. The record is from RefSeq and is a predicted model, not a curated record. The transcript is spliced from 38 exons. Bases 234 to 5336 code for a protein of 1700 amino acids. Gene Ontology annotation, molecular function: protein binding.